AUGUCUUGUCCUGCACGCGGAAGGCCAGAAUACCAUAAAAUAAACAAAGAUCUCUUUGUCCUCACCUAUGCAGUUCUGGUUGCCCAGCUCUGUAAGGAUUAUGAAAAAGAUGAAGAUGUGAAUAAAUAUUUAGAUACAAUGUGACACACUCUUUCCUUCCUCCAUGGAGGACACGGCAUUGGAACACGGCUGGUAGAAGACUUUUUGGCUCGAUCGUGUGUGAGAAGAUGCCGUAGUUACUCAGAAAUUACAGACAUAAUUGCUCAGGCUGCAUUCAAGAUGUACUUGGGAAUUACACCAAGUGCGACCUGUAACAAUUCAAGCAGAAAUGAAUUUUCCCUGAUUCUAGACAAGAAUCCUCUGGUGGAGUUUGUGGAAGAGCUCCCUGCUGGGCCAUCUUCUCCGUGCUACUGCAAUUUACUCUGUGGGAUUAUCAGAGGGGCCCUGGAAAUGGUUCAUUUGGCUGCUGAUGUUACAUUCUUACAAGACAGACUAAAAGGCGACAGUGUGACAGAAAUAGGAAUAACAUUUCUGAAAAAGCUAGAUGAAGAAAAAUACAGACGGAAAAAAUGA
Physeter macrocephalus (sperm whale) is the source of this 573-nucleotide messenger RNA. It is a transcript of the gene TRAPPC3L, whose product is annotated as trafficking protein particle complex subunit 3L. Gene Ontology annotation, biological process: endoplasmic reticulum to Golgi vesicle-mediated transport; intra-Golgi vesicle-mediated transport. The record is from RefSeq and is a predicted model, not a curated record. Lineage: Eukaryota; Metazoa; Chordata; Mammalia; Artiodactyla; Physeteridae. Gene Ontology annotation, cellular component: cytosol; TRAPP complex; cis-Golgi network membrane. The transcript has 5 exons.